AUGACGAGCCAGCUCAACCAAGCUGACGGCGACCAACCGGUCAAAAUUGAAUCCGAAUCUGGCGGAGAUGCCAAUGCCGCAGUUGGAAAGGGCGAGACUGACGCUGUGGAAACCCCUGAGUCCAACGACGGCAAUCAUCAUAUUACUGACCCGACGACCUGUCAGACUGAUGCCGAAGCGCCAGUGCACGGCGAAGUAAUAAGUAACCAGGCCACAGCGAAAAUACUCGAUGGUACUGCGGGCGGAGACGACAGGGAAGAGCAAGAUGACGAAGAUGACGAAGAUGAGGAAGAUGAGGACGGGGACGAUGACGAUGACGAGGACGAGGAUGAGGAUGAGGACGAGGAUGAGGAACCCAGAUUGAAAUAUGCCCGUCUCACACAAAACUUGGGUGGGCUCUACCGGAACGGCGAUGCUACAAGCACAUUUCUAGUGGGAGGAGAUAAAAUGAUUGUUGGGACUCACAAUGGCAAUAUUCACGUCAUCCAACUCCCCAGUUUGCAACCUCUUCGUGUGUAUCAUGCACACUCGGCAUCAGUCACCAGCAUCUCAAUCUCACCAUUUCCCCCUCCGUCCAACAAUGAGAGAGUCGAAUCACAGACGCGAGUCCAACCAUCUCAGUCGCAAGCCAGUUCCAGGCCAGACGCAUCUCCUGCGGGGGCUUCUCGAAGACGCAAAGAUCCGAUACAGCUACCAAAAAUACCUUCCAACGAAAUUUAUAUUGCCACCUCCUCUAUAGAUGGCAACGUGUGCGUGCAAUCGCUUCUAGAUGUCAAAGACGUCCACCUACGGAACUUUGCGAGGCCAGUUCAAGCUGUGGCAUUGUCUCCCGACUUCAAAUCUGACCGAACAUAUUUGUCAGGUGGCCUGGCCGGCCAACUAAUCCUGACAGUAGGCGGUAGGCAAGGGAGAAGUACUUCCACAACUACAGGAACUGCCGUGGCUGCUGCAUCGGGGUGGCUGGGGAGCAUGGGUCUUGGAACCAGCAGUGGAAAGGAUAAUGUGCUUCACUCGGGGGAGGGCGCCAUUUCCAGCAUCCAAUGGUCACUUUCCGGAAAAUAUGUGGCGUGGCUGAAUGAAUACGGAAUCAAGUUUAUGCGCUCUAAAUUGCACCUCGAAAAUUCUGACUCGGAGGGCGCAUGGCGGAGAAUUGGCCAUUAUGAUAGGCCACAAACUGAGGAGUGGGAGACAAUGGCAAGUGUCUGGAAGGGCCGCGUAGAGUGGAUCGAUGAAAAAGCUGUCGAGAGCGACGAAGCACCCUCAUCAAACGAUGUUGCUGGGGGCUCAGCCAGUUCUGCCCUAAACAAGACAAUGGAAAGGCUUCUCGUGGGUUGGGGCGGUACAAUCUGGAUCAUUCACGUCCAUCCUGGAGAAUCGGGCGCGGGAAGACAGGAUCAGGCAAAACCAUUUGGACGAGCCGAGGUAGCCAAGAUCUUGCGAAUGGAUUGUAUAAUAUCCGGCAUAUCGCUAUACACACAAAACACGCUCCUGGUACUUGCUUUCUGCCCAACGGAGGAUGACCCCGAGAAGUUGGACCAUCCAACAAGUCCAAGGCACAAGUCAAGACCGUCCUCAGGGUCUACCGGCAGCGAACCAGUUGGCGGCAUACGUCGCCGCCAAAACAACCAACCGCCAGAAUUGAGGCUCAUUGAUCUGGAUUCACAGAUGGAAAUCGACAAAGACCGUCUUGGAGUCAGUCGAUUUGAGCGAUUGGGUGCUGCUGACUAUCACCUGGGCGUUCUUCCUGCCCAUUCCGAUGCUUCCACGGCUGUGUCGAGAGGCACGCUGGAGACACUAGCUGGCCUGGGUAACGAAAUGUGGAAUGUUGCUAUCAAUCCCAAGUCCCUAUUCGGCUCCGGGGCCAGUAUAAUGAGCAAGGAAAGCGGCGACGAUGCCGCCUCAGGAUCCCAUACUGUUAGUACUGCUGGCACCAUACGGCGAGGGCAGAGCGCAAAAACGGGACCAGUGGCUGUUCACCCGAGUUUGGCAAAGCCGGGCAUCAAGAUAUUCAUGCAUAGUCCUUAUGACUGCAUACUUGGCACAAAGAGGGACUUGGCAGACCAUUUGGCUUGGCUUGUUGAUCAUGAACAAUACCGGCAAGCCUGGGAGCUGCUGGAGGAAAACCCCGACCUUGUCUCCGCUACCUCUGAGAAACAUGCUGACACAGUCCAAGUACAAGCUGCAAAGCGACCUACCAUCUCAGACGACUUUUACGACGGAGAUUCCAUUGCAGAAUCUACCCAGCAAGACUUGAAUUCUCAUGCGGCAAAGGAGAAGAGACGGAUUGGGGAGCUCUGGAUUCAACAACUCAUAGAGCAAAAGAACUGGCGAUUAGCGGGCGAGGUGUGUGGGAAGGUCCUGACCACUCCGGAUCGAUGGGAGAAAUGGGUCUGGACGUUCGCAGGAGCCAAGCACUUUGACGAAAUCACGCCUCACAUACCCUCGCGACCCAUGCAUCCACCUCUUCCAGCAGCCGUGUAUGAGGUGGUAUUGGGACACUACAUCCAGAACGACAAACCUUGCUUCAAGGAUUUGCUCAACCGGUGGUCGGCGGAUUUAUUUGACGUCGGCGCCAUCACGACGGCCUUGGAGAACCAACUAAAAUUCCGAGAUGUUCGACAGGAUAGCGUCGAGGACGGCGAAAAGGGACGGGACUGGUUCAUUGUGAUGGAAAGCUUAGCCCGCCUCUAUGAAAUCAGUGGACGCCAUCGGGAGGCCCUGAAGUGCUUCAUUAGGUUCCACGAUGCCGAUGCCGUGUUUCGGCUCAUCCGAGACCGACAUCUUGCCGAGGCCGUCGCGGAUGAUAUUCCCAGUUUCAUCGGUCUCAGGGUUUCUCCGCAAAUGAACAAGGAGGAGUUGGCAGAGGCAACUUCCGAGGCCAUUACUCUUCUGGUAGAUGAGGCCCAGCACGGUUUGGUUCGGCCAGACGUCGUUGUAGAGCAACUGACUGCGAAAAAGCUACCGUUGUAUUUGUAUUUCUACCUCAAGGGGCUGUGGCGGGGACAGGGAAUACGAGAGCAUCCUGCAGAGAACAUUGACCGGUUGGUGAUGGAUAGUCAAUCUUUGGUCGACCAAUACGCCGACUUAGCUGUUCAUCUCUUUGCCAAGUUCGAUCCGGGGCUUCUCAUGGAGUUUUUAAAGUCUUCCACAUCGUACACAUUUGAAAAGGCUGUUCAAGAAUGCGAAUCAUACUCGUAUUAUGACGAGCUAGUGUACCUGUACUCCAAAACCGGACAGAUGAACAGGGCUUUGUAUCUCAUCAUUGAUCGGUUGAAGAACGUACAAAAGGCCAUCGAGUUCGCCAAAGAGCAGGAUGACCCGGACCUGUGGGACCAUCUUCUCGAUUACAGCAUGGACAAGCCAAACUUCAUUCGGGCGUUGCUAGAGCAGGUCGGAACUGCCAUUAACCCGAUUACUCUUGUGCGAAGGAUACCGGAGGGACUCGAGAUUCCCGGCCUGAGAGAAGGACUUACACACAUGAUGAAGGAGCAUGAGCUCCAAUACAGUAUCAGUUCGGGGGUAGCCAAGGUGUUGCGAAGCGAGCUCGCCGCGGCGCAAAACGGGCUGAGAUGCGGCCAAAAAAGAGGCAUCAAGUUUCAGGUGCUGUCACCGGGCGGCGAAGAUACCCCAGCAGCAGCAGCAGCAGCAGCAGCAACCCCUAACAAACAACGAGUGCCUGUGGCACCAGGCGACCAGGGCAGCGGGCACGACAGGCACAGCGGCGCGGUACCACAACAGGGGCGCUGUGCUAGCUGCCACGAAGUCUUUACAGAAUACGAAAUGGAAACAAUAGUCGGCUUUGCCUGCAGUCACGCGUUUCAUGUGAGCCACCUGAUGGAAUUGAUCUACAAGGGGAGACGAGUGGACGUCGACCUCGGAGGCGAGUUUCGCGAAUCCGGGCGCUACUCUGUGGGUUUGAAGGUUACGAGAGCUAGGUUGUUGCGGGACAAAGUUAGGGAAGGGUGCCCGAUCUGCGCUUGA
Ustilaginoidea virens is the source of this 3981-nucleotide messenger RNA. RefSeq lists its product as uncharacterized. Gene Ontology annotation, cellular component: HOPS complex; late endosome. Bases 1 to 3981 code for a protein of 1326 amino acids. Lineage: Eukaryota; Fungi; Ascomycota; Sordariomycetes; Hypocreales; Clavicipitaceae. Gene Ontology annotation, molecular function: protein binding. The transcript has 5 exons. Gene Ontology annotation, biological process: macroautophagy; endosomal vesicle fusion; protein targeting to vacuole. The record is from RefSeq and is a predicted model, not a curated record.